AUGUCCAUCGCCAACCGCGACGAAGCCAAGCGGUGCCGGGAUAUAGCCGUGCAUGCUCUGGAGAGUGGGGAUCGGGAUAAGUGUAUACGCUUUCUAGAGAAGUCUUUGCGGAUGUAUGACGAUUCCCACACUCAAAGCCUCUUACAAAAGGUAGCCAUGUAUAUCAACAUGAGGGUACGGGAGGGUACGGAUACUCCUAGUAGCGAUGCCGAGGAGACAUCUUCCGAGGUGACUACUGCCUCCACUGCGGGUAUACGGCAUCGGAAAGGAGAUGAGUCUGUAGGGGAUGGGGCUGAGCCACAACGUACCAAUAGGGAUGGGAAGUCAUACACUGAGGACCAGAACCAUUUAGUGCAGCGUGUUUUACGCACUCAGGAUUACUAUCAAAUCUUACAAAUAGAUAGAAAUGACGGCUCUGAUGACCUUGAUGGAAAAGUGAAGAAAGCGUAUCGUAAAUUGGCUCUCAAGUUGCACCCGGAUAAGAACGGUGCUCCAGGGGCCGAGGAAGCCUUCAAAAAGGUCUCCAAGGCAUUCCAGUGGUUAUCAGACGAGACUAAGCGUCGCACAUACGACCGGACGGGCAAGGAUCCUGAGCAGUCAGCAUCCUCCUCCUCUACGAGGAGAACUGGACGAGGAGAUGAUUUUAUGACAGCACAGGAUAUCUUUGGUGCAUUUUUUGGCGUACCACGACAAGAAUCCCCAUUUUAUGCUCAACAUGCCCAGCCGCAACACCGUGAGAACCACACCAGUGGUAUGUACGGCAAUCGGUUUCACCAUUCUACAGUUCCUACCCAUAAUCAUGCUAUUAAUCGUUACUCUAUUGGCUAA
Perkinsus marinus ATCC 50983 is the source of this 828-nucleotide messenger RNA. Its product is annotated as DNAj protein with possible transmembrane domain within C-terminal region, putative. The transcript is spliced from 9 exons. Gene Ontology annotation, biological process: cellular response to misfolded protein. Gene Ontology annotation, cellular component: endoplasmic reticulum membrane. The coding region runs from base 1 to 828 and encodes 275 amino acids. The record is from RefSeq and is a predicted model, not a curated record. Lineage: Eukaryota; Perkinsozoa; Perkinsida; Perkinsidae. Gene Ontology annotation, molecular function: Hsp70 protein binding.